GCUAGGUUAGCCUCUCACCUGUAAAUUAAGUGCAUCCAGGUUUGCAGUUUAACGUGAGAAUUCGCAAACAUUGAGCCACUUCGGAUGGACCUGGCAAACGUUUUCCCUCUGUGACAUGAAUCUCGACAUACCCUGAUGAUUAACGACUGAAGUUAAUGGCCAAAUUACAUAGCAUAAAAGCUCAAUCCUAUUCUGGAAUGAUUUAACAACAUAACGUGUGUUGUCCAUUCAACCAGAACAGCCAAGCUUUGCCGGUAAUGAUGUUAAAUUCAUUGCAGCCACAUUUUAUACUACUAUUGUACUUACCAUAUCGAAUCCUUUCUGCCGUAUGGCUUCUUCAAUUGCAUUAGAUGAGGGCAAGAUGGGCAUCUAAUUGAUUUUCGAAGUAGACCUGCUUUCAUUAACCAAAGAUUAAACGUGUGUUUUUUUUGGGGGCACUGUCUGAACUAUAUCCGUCGUAGAAAAUCAUAAUGUGACACCAUAUUGAUAAAAACAUCUGACAAAGGAGUUAAUUUCAAAUGAGCUUUGCACACCUUAAAAAAAAGCGCGUUAAUGUGCGACACACCCCUGGUAGGUAUGAUUGGCAUAUCUAACCACCAGUCCGUAAUUCAGUAGCUGUACCUCCUCUUAUUCCUAUCCAAUAACCAAGAAGGACCUACACUGACUAAUCUGCAACUAACGAAAGUUCUUCCUUUCUGCUUUGGUAUUGAUCGAGUCAAGACAGUCUGUAGCCGUCCUGUAUUGAAAUGCCGAAGGCAAAGAAGAAGGCAGCUAUGGCUAGAAUCUCAGAAGAACAUGAUGCAAUCCCGGAUGCAGAUAAUGAAAGUGUGGCACCCAGUUGCAGCAGCAAUAGCAGUGGAUUAGGAUCAGUGUCGGUUGUAGACUUUCUCGAAGCAAAGAUCCAGUGGCAAGAAAAAACAAUUAAAGAGCUUGAAAAAGAGCGCAACUUUCUUCGCUCACAAAUCCUGAAGAAGACAUCAAACUACACUGUGGAAGAUGAGGAGGAUGAUGACAUGGACGAAGGUGACCUUCUGGUGUCUUCUCCAAACAUCAGCGACUCCUCAGAGAGAGAUGCCAGCCCAGAAGCCAGAAGCCAAAAACGCCAUCGUCAAUCUCGGUCACCCAAACGGACAUCAUCUCGGGCUCUGUCUGGGCGAGCUCACAUGAGAGUCAAAGGGCCAGAUGAAGUCGUGGAACGAUACAAACGCGUGCUGAAAACAUUUAAGCGUGUGCGCACCAUGACGGAGGCAUUCAACAUCAACAACGUGGACCGGGGAACCAUAAAAAUGACUGCUCCAAUCGCGGAACUAAAGAUUGCAGACCCUGACACGUUCCUGACCUUAAAGUACAACCCUGCGAACGAAACAUUGGCUCAGUUCGCCAAGAAGUGUGCAUCCCACAUCAAAACAAAAAAAGGCUAUCUAAUUAUGGUUUACUAA
This is a messenger RNA of Gadus chalcogrammus (walleye pollock), 1439 nucleotides long. RefSeq names its product coiled-coil domain-containing protein 106-like. The record is from RefSeq and is a predicted model, not a curated record. Lineage: Eukaryota; Metazoa; Chordata; Actinopteri; Gadiformes; Gadidae. Gene Ontology annotation, cellular component: nucleoplasm. The transcript has 7 exons. The coding region runs from base 747 to 1439 and encodes 230 amino acids.